AUGGUCUAUUCAUAGGAGAUGAAUUACCUUCUAAAUUACAAUAUUAUUAUAACUUAUAAACAUCAUGAAUUUGUGAUCCAGAACUAAGUAACACGAAUUUUUAUUUUUUCAGCCAAAUAAUUACCAUUUGUAUACAAAAACUACAGUGUUUCCUAUCUAAAAUUUCAUUGGCUAAAAAAUAAACAAGUUUUAUUAUAUCAAUAUUUUUAUGUUUCUAUUUGUAUAAUCUUCUUCUCUUCAUUAAUUAUUUUAACAAUAUUUUCUAUAUAUAAUGAAUUAGUAUUUACUUUUUCCUAAUGAUACUUUUAAUUUAAUCUAUCAAUUUAGUAAAUACGCGCAUAAUAAUGGAGAAACUGUUUUAGUUCAUUUAAUAAGAGGAUGAACUCGUUCUUUUUGUGCCCUUGCUACCUAUUGAAUAAGAAAUAUAAGUGGAAAUUUUAUAAAACUUUUAAGUUUCUUAACUCUAGAAGACCAGAUCUUGUAAUUAAAGCCAAUCUAUAUCAUUAAUUAAUCCAAAUUAAAUAAAAAUAUCGAAGAUGGGUCUAUCAAGUACAUGCCGACCAGAAAAAACUAGAUUAAGAUGA
Molecule: messenger RNA, 584 nt
Organism: Paramecium primaurelia
Lineage: Eukaryota; Ciliophora; Oligohymenophorea; Peniculida; Parameciidae
Source: the annotation of a GenBank genome assembly